AUGCGGCGCACUCUCCAAUCAGCCCUGCUGCUGGGCCUGUCGUCGCUCGCAGGCGCAGUCUUCAAAGACGAAGUCGGCGACAUCGAUUUCCACUACUCCCUCGUCGGUCUGCCCCAGGUCGAGACUACCUUCUUCCACCGACCGCGCAACGAGGACAAGGCCAGCUUGCUCUACACACUCGGCGACGUUGGCGUCGUUGGCGCUAUCAAUCCCAGCAACGGCGAAUUGGUAUGGCGCCAGCACAUUAGCCAUGGAAUUGCCAAUGGAGGCGGCCAUCUCAGAGCCCCGGAAGGCGAGAAUUGGGUCACGUCGGCUUACGGAUCCAAGGUACAAGCGUGGAAUGCUCUUACGGGCCGAAAUAUCUGGGACAUGGAAUUCAAGGGUAUCGUCAAGGACCUCGAAAUUUUGGAAUUGACAGAAACCCCGAGGAAAGAUGUUUUGGCCCUGUUUGACGAGGACGGCGUGACGGUUCUUCGCCGGUUACACGGCGCUCUUGGCACCGUGGUUUGGGAGUUUCGCGAGACGAGCAAGGACCUGCCCGUCCAGGUUUCGACCAACAUAGCCAACAUCUACGUGCUCAGUCUGCAUGGCUCGCCCGGCUCUUAUAACCUCAAGGUCACGUCUUUAGACAUGGCCACUGGUGCUCGCGUUGAUCACUGGUCUGUUGGCAACAAGGGCGACAUCCACGGAGUCGAGGAUGUCAUGUUCGUUGGCGCCAACUCGGCUGCGCCCAUCGCCGCCUGGGCGAGCAGGGACCUCUCCAAGCUCAGCGUUAAUGUGCUGGGCACGAAAGCUAAGCAGGAGUUUACUCUCCCCGAUGGGACAGAGACGCUUCGUAUUCAUGCUCCCCAUCUCGCCCAGUCUCAACCUCAUUUCUUGCUUCAUAUUGGCACCAAGACUGGCCACAAGGCCAUCGUCUACCACACCGAUCUCAAGAGCGGGCAGGUCUCCAAGGCAUAUGAGCUGCCACAUCUUUCCGGGCCGGGGGCCUUCUCGACCAGCUCCGAUGCUGCCAAUGUCUACUUUACUCGCAUUACAGCGAAUGAAAUUUCAAUUGUAUCCUCCGAGUCCCAUGGCAUCCUUGCCAGUUGGCCGUACAAAGAUGGUCACGCUGCUGUCCAUGCAGUUUCUGAAGUAAUCAAGAAGGCCGGCGGCAAGGAGUUUGCCAUUCGUUCGGCAGCUGUUACUGAUGGAGACGACUGGGUUCUCAUCAAGAACGGCCUAGUUGACUGGACUCGCCACGAAGGCCUCUCUGGCGCUGUCGCAGCUGUCUGGGCUGAAAUUCCCGAGGCAGAGAGACUUGCCGAAGUGCUGGCUGAGGAGGCUCACGCCAACCCUGUUGCCGCCUAUAUUCACCGCGUCAAUCGACACAUUGCAGACUUGGAGCAUCUUCCUGCUUAUCUCGCUCGCCUCCCCCAGCGCAUCGUCGAUGGCAUCUUCGGCGCGGAUCUGACCGGUCACAAGGAUGGGCUUCAUCGCGAUACAUUUGGAUUCAGCAAGAUUGUCGUUGUGGCUACGCGCCGAGGUCGCUUUUAUGGCCUCGAUACUGGUCGCCACGGCAAAAUCUUGUGGUCACAGGCCGUAUUCCACGUGGCCCCUGGCGAAUCUCUUGUAAUCAGGGGCAUCGUGGCCAAGGAUGCUCAGAGUGUUGUGACGGUUGUGGGAUCCAACGGUGAGCGUGCCACCAUCGAGUCCACCACUGGUAAGAUCCUGGAAGCCCAUCAAGCUGGAUCCUUCACCAAGGUUGCUUCCACUGCCGUCAUUGGCGACGGACCUAGCCAAUGGCUGCUUUCGCUUGGUGCAAAUGGACUUCCAGUACCCAACAUGCCUAUUGGGGCCAUCCCCAAUGAUACCGUUGUCCUCCGUGAUGGCAACCUUGGCGUAAAGGGCGUCAAGUUUACUGCAAAAGAUGGAGAAGUCAUCAAGGAUGAUAUCUGGCAGUUCCAGGUCGGCAAGGGUCAAAAGAUUGUCGACAUUGCCAGUCCACCCAGCCACGAUCCCAUUUCCUCGAUUGGUUGUGUUCUCGGAGACCGCAAGGUGGCGUACAAGUAUUUCAACCCUAAUACCAUUGUGGUUGCCGCCAUUGAGGAGGCCACGAGCACCCUUUCGGUUCACUUGCUGGACAUUAUUUCUGGCCAAGUGCUUGCAUCUCAGGUCUAUCACGGUGUGGACAGCACCAAGGGCGUGUCCUGUGCCAUGGCCGAAAACUGGUAUGCCUGCACAUUCUUUGGCGACUACACCGUCAACGACGGUACCGACCGAACAAUCAAGGGGUUCCAAGUUGCCGUUUCGGAUCUGUAUGAAUCUCCCGAGUCCAACGACCGUGGGCCCCUCGGAGACGCUGCAGAGUUCUCCUCACUGAACCCAGUCGACACUCCCACUGGUGUUCCUCUGCCCCAUGUGGUCUCGCAAGCAUACGUCUUCUCCCAGCAGCUGAAGAGUCUGUCUGUCACCCAGACCUUGCAGGGCAUCACUAGCCGCCAGCUCCUUGCAUACCUGCCAGAUAGCCACAGCAUCCUUGCGGUGUCUCGACACAUCAUUGACCCCCGUCGUCCCAUCGACCGUGAUCCCACUCCUGCUGAGGUCGAAGCAGAGGCUCUGAUCAAGUACACGCCUCAAUUUGAGAUUGACGGACGGGGCAUUGUUUCACACGAAUUAGACGUGCUUGGCGUGCAGGAGAUUCUUGCCACGCCAGCCGCCGUUGAGAGCACCAGCUUGCUUUUCGCCUAUGGUGUGGACAUUUUCGGCACCCGAGCUGCUCCUAGCGGCGAAUUUGACAUUUUGGGCAAGGGCUUCAACAAGGUGACGUUGGUGGGCACCGUUGCGGCCCUGUUUGCUGGCGUUUUGUUCCUGGCACCAGUGGUUCGGAGAAAACAAAUCGACAGAAGAUGGGAGGCGUUCUUGUAA
Metarhizium acridum CQMa 102 is the source of this 2907-nucleotide messenger RNA. RefSeq lists its product as uncharacterized. Gene Ontology annotation, cellular component: EMC complex. Gene Ontology annotation, molecular function: protein binding. Gene Ontology annotation, biological process: protein folding in endoplasmic reticulum. NCBI's taxonomy places the organism in Eukaryota, Fungi, Ascomycota, Sordariomycetes, Hypocreales, Clavicipitaceae. The record is from RefSeq and is a predicted model, not a curated record.